Leishmania mexicana MHOM/GT/2001/U1103 is the source of this 783-nucleotide messenger RNA. RefSeq lists its product as hypothetical. The transcript has a single exon. Lineage: Eukaryota; Euglenozoa; Kinetoplastea; Trypanosomatida; Trypanosomatidae. The record is from RefSeq and is a predicted model, not a curated record. Bases 1 to 783 code for a protein of 260 amino acids.
AUGCUGCGUCCAACAUGCGCGCUGGCGGCGGCGGAGUUCAAGCAGAAGUCGCGCUGGUCCAGCGUGUGGCCGAACAUGCGCUAUGGCGCCAUGUACCUCAACUACAGCGUUGGCCGUCAGCUGCCGAUGAAGGGUGUGAACUGGGUAACGCGAGAUUCUAACCGGCUCACGAACUUUGCUGCUCGCUACGGCAGCGUGAUUGAAGACAUCGAUGUGAAGCGCAACGAGGAGGAGCUGAACAUCCAGAUGAGCGACGUGCGAUGGAACGACCACCGCCGCAUCUACUGGCGAUGCUCUUUUUGUGGCUCGUCCUACCGCAAGAAUGUCUCGGUGCGCAUCAAGUACCACGCUGGGUGCAACUUCUGCAAGGGCCGCUACGCAUCCGAGGUUCUGAGAGAGCAGACUCCGGUGGUGGGGCUGAGGGAAGCGCAGCCGGAGCUGUUCAAGAGCCUGGCUGAGAAUGAGAAGAACGACAACAUAGGCUCGCUGAGCGUGACGAGCAAGUUCCGCGCUGAGUGGAGGUGCCAGUCGUGUGGGCAGCCGUAUCGCGCGACCAUUCGCAGCCGCACCGGGCUCACAGAGCCAGGGCAAGCACCGCUGCACCCACGCAUCACGGAGUGGUCAGCACACUGUCCCGCGUGCGCGUGGCGGGCAAACAUGACUGCCAUAGGCCAGAAAGCGCAGGAGGAGGGCCAGUACCUGGGUCUCGAGGCCUCCUUGGCGGAGGUGACGAGCACGACAGCAGGCAAGCGGGUCCCGCGUCGCAGGAAGCUGGUGGCGUGA